Musa acuminata subsp. malaccensis (wild Malaysian banana) is the source of this 9372-nucleotide messenger RNA. RefSeq names its product BEACH domain-containing protein C2. NCBI's taxonomy places the organism in Eukaryota, Viridiplantae, Streptophyta, Magnoliopsida, Zingiberales, Musaceae. Gene Ontology annotation, molecular function: protein binding. The record is from RefSeq and is a predicted model, not a curated record.
UUCCCAUCUUUACCUAAACAAUGAAAUGAACCAGUUGUCUUCAAUGUUGACCACCUCCAGAUCUCCUGCCCUCCUCCUGCUUCCCUGACAUUACCCUUCUUCCCCUCCCUGUCCCUCUCCCUCUCCCUUUCCCUUUCGUUCUUUAAGUCUUUGGUCAGAUCUGUAGAAUUUUGAGGCCUCUUCGUUUCUUUUUCCUUCCUCUGCUUUGCUUUGACGUCGUCUCCGUCUUCUUCUUCUUGUUCUUAUUUUAAUCUUAUAUUCCUUUUCCUAACCCUACGAAGAAGAAGUCUACAAAAUGGAGGACAACCCGCACGAGCCGGCUGAGUCGUCCCAACCGGUCGAUCGCGGCAGAGGCGAAGAGGCCCGCCUUGCCCUCUCCGGCGGCAGCCCCUCCAGCUCCCUCGCGGAGGACGACCUCUUCGAGCCCGUCUCCCUCAGAGAUCUUGAAAACGCCGCCCCAGAUCCCGAUCCCGAUCCCACUCCCACCCCGGCUCCCCUCCGCUUCUCCUCGGCCUCCGACGAUCGGCACCGUCUUUCCGCCGCUUCCUCGCCCGCCGCCUCCGCCGCCCCCUUCUCCUCGCCCGCCGACAUGGCGGGCGAGCUGCCUCCCAGCCCUUCGGAACCCGCGAUCCAUCCGUCCUCAUCCUCCGCAAGCUUCGACUCGUAUGUGUCCCCCCUCGGGUCGCCGGCCAAGCCGCGGUCGAAGCCGGCGUUGCCCGACGUCUCGCCGGAGGUCGUCCAUCUGGUUGACUCCGCCAUCAUGGGGAAGGUGGAUAGUUUGGAGAAGCUUAGGUCAGUGAUCUCCGGGGAAGGGACCGACGGCGUUGGGGAUGUUUCGAGAGCCGUGGUGGACGCGCUUCUCGCUACCAUGGGCGGCGUGGAAGGUCUUGAUGACAUUGGUGGUGGCGGGAAUGUGGAUGCAAGUUCUCCGAGCGUGAUGUUGAGCUCGAGGGCUGCGGUGGUUGCCGCAGAGUUGAUCCCCUGGUUUCCCUGGGAAGGGGAUUCUGGGACUUACAUGUCGUCAAGGACUAGGAUGGUUAAAGGUUUGCUUAUGAUCUUACGAGCAUGCACAAGAAAUCGAGCAAUGUGCUCAGCUUCGGGUUUGUUAGGCACUCUCCUGCUAUCUGCUGAGAAGAUAUUCAUCGAUUCAGUUAACCGCAGUUCCUGGGAUGGCACAUAUUUAUGCCAAUGCAUUCAGGUCUUGGCGGGACAUUCUCUGAGUGUGCUUGAUCUCCACAAAUGGCUUGGUGUCAUUAAGAAUACCUUGCCGACUGACUGGGCAAAACCUUUGAUGCUGGCAUUGGAGAAGGCCAUGGGGAGCAAUGAGGCGAGAGGCCCUGCACACAGUUUUGAGUUUGAUGGGGAGAGCUCUGGGUUGCUAGGUCCUGGGGAUAGCCGAUGGCCUUUCUACAAUGGGUAUGGAUUUGCCACUUGGAUUUAUAUAGAAUCAUUCUCAGACACCCUCAACACGGCAACCGCUGCUGCUGCUAUUGCUGCAGCUGCAGCAGCAAAGUCAGGUAAGUCAUCUGCCAUGUCAGCAGCUGCAGCAGCUAGUGCGCUUGCGGGAGAAGGGACCACUCAUAUGCCUAGACUCUUCAGCUUUCUGUCUGCCGACAACCAUGGAGUGGAGGCUUACUUCCAUGGGCAGUUCUUGGUAGUGGAGUGUGGCAGUGGCAAGGGAAAGAAGGCUUCUUUGCACUUCACCCAUGCAUUCAGGCCUCGAAGCUGGUACUUUGUUGGGUUGGAACACACUUGCAAGCAAGGUUUGCUUGGAAAGGCUGAGAGUGAGUUGAGAUUGUAUGUAGAUGGGAAUCUGUAUGAGAGCCGCCCGUUUGAGUUUCCACGCAUCUCAAAGUCCUUGGCAUUUUGCUGCAUUGGGACGAACCCACCUCCCACCAUGGCUGGACUUCAACGGCGGCGGCGACAAUGUCCGUUAUUUGCAGAGAUGGGGCCUGUUUACAUCUUUAAGGAACCGAUUGGUCCAGAAAAAAUGCUUCGACUGGCUUCCAGGGGAGGAGAUGCACUUCCUUGUUUCGGAAAUGCUGCUGGGUUUCCCUGGAUGGGAGUGAAUGAUCAUGCGAGGAGUCUGGCAGAAGAGAGCUUUUCAUUGGAUGCUGAGAUUGCAACAAAUCUGCAUCUUUUGUAUCACCCUAAACUGCUAAGCGGCCGGUAUUGUCCGGAUGCUUCACCUUCAGGUGCAGCAGGUAUUCACCGAAGACCUGCCGAGGUCCUUGGGCUGGUUCAUGUUGCUUCUCGUGUACGCCCAACGGAAGCAUUAUGGGCCUUAGCCUAUGGGGGUCCAAUGGCUUUGCUUCCAAUGACAAUAAGCAAUGUCCAGACAGAAAGCCAAGAACCCAUACUUGGUGAUUUUCAUUUGUCUGUUGCAACUACUUCCCUUUCUGCCCCUAUUUUCAGAAUUAUCUCCGUAGCUAUUCAACAUCCUGGAAAUAACGAAGAGUUAUGUCGGACCCGGGCACCUGAACUUUUGUCAAGAGUUUUACAUUAUCUGGUACAGACACUCUCUAAACUGGCACUUGGAAAGCAACAUGGAUUGAGUGAUGAGGAGCUUGUUGCUGCUAUUGUUUCUCUGUGUCAAUCUCAGAAACACAAUAAAAAACUCAAAGUAGAGCUUUUUAGUACUUUGCUGUUGGAUUUGAAGAUAUGGAGUCUGUGCAAUUACGGUUUGCAAAAGAAGCUCCUUUCUUCACUUUCAGACAUGGUAUUCACCGAAGCAUUAGUCAUGAGGGAAGCAAACGCCUUGCAAAUGCUUCUUGAUGGCUGCAGAAGAUGCUAUUGGAUUGUUCGUGAAAAAGAUUCAGUUGAUACUUUUUCACUAAAUGGGACAUCAAGGCCUGUUGGUGAAGUGAAUUCACUGGUUGAUGAGCUCUUAGUGGUUAUUGAACUUUUAAUAGGUGCAGCAUCACCUUCAUUGGCGGCUGAUGAUGUUCGGUGUUUGAUUGGUUUUCUGGUUGACUGUCCACAGCCUAAUCAGGUUGCUAGGGUGUUGCACUUAUUCUAUAGAUUGGUGGUGCAGCCCAAUACAUCUCGAGCUAGCACGUUUGCACAGUCCUUCAUAUCUUGUGGUGGAAUAGAAACACUGCUGGUUCUUCUGCAGAGGGAAGUAAAAACUGGGAACCAUAAUAUCUUGUCUCGUUCUGGUGAAAGUGAUGCAGAUAAUGUAUUGAAAAAUUGUUCUGCACAGGAAACCAGUCUGGGUGAUCAAUUAGAAUUAUCUGAUGAAAAGGAGUCAGCUUCUAAUGGAAAGAACUUAGUUUCAAAAUCCUUGAACAGUGAUCAUGGCUCUUUUAAGGUUUCAUUGGCUGCAAACAUUGAAAGAAUGAUAUCUGCUCCUGAGAAUCAGCUUGUAAAGAAUCUGGGAGGCAUCGGUUUCUCAAUUACUGCUGACAGUGCUAGAAACAAUGUCUAUAACAUUGAUGAUGGUGAUGGAAUUGUUGUUGGAAUUCUCAGUCUUUUGGGUGCUCUUGUCACAAACGGUCAUCUGAAAAUUGUCUCAAAUACUACUACAACUCCAUCUGGUAAUAUUCUUAGUACAGGUCCUGAAGGAGGCACCAUGUUUGAUGACAAAGUGUCCUUGCUCCUUUUUGCAUUACAGAAAGCUUUUCAAGCUGCUCCACGGAAGCUUAUGACCACCAACGUCUAUACUGCUUUAUUGGGUGCCACGAUAAAUGUCUCUUCUGCUGAUGAUGGCUUGAACCUAUAUGAUUAUGGUCACCGUUUUGAGCAUGUCCAACUUUUGUUGGUCCUUCUCCGGUCACUUCCAUAUGCAUCCAGGGCAUUCCAGGUUCGAGCUAUACAGGAUCUUCUUUUUCUGGCUUGCAGUCAUCCAGAAAAUAGAAGUAGUCUCACUAGCAUGGCAGAAUGGCCAGAGUGGUUGUUGGAGGUCUUAAUAUCAAAUUAUGAGAUGGGUUCAAAUAAAGACUCCAAUGGUGUAAGUCUUGGUGAGCUAGAGGACCUCAUACAUAACUUUCUCAUAAUCAUGUUAGAACAUUCAAUGCGCCGAAAAGAUGGAUGGAAGGACAUAGAAUCUACCAUUCAUUGUGCAGAAUGGCUGUCAAUGGUUGGGGGAUCUAGUACAGGUGACCAACGAGUCAGACGUGAAGAGUCCCUGCCUAUCUUUAAAAGAAGGCUAUUGGGUGGCUUGCUAGAUUUUGCAGCUAGGGAGCUUCUAGUUCAGACUCAAAUUAUUGCAGCAGCGGCUGCUGGUGUUGCUGCUGAGGGCUUGUCACCACUAGAAGCUAAAGCAGAAGCAGAAAAUGCUGCACAUCUUUCAGUUGCUUUGGCUGAAAAUGCAAUUGUUAUUCUGAUGCUUGUAGAAGAUCAUUUACGUUUUCAAGGACAGCUAUUUGUUUCAGCCCGUGCAGCUGACAGCAUUGGGUCCCCUGCUUCUUUGACCUCAGCUACUAUUAGUCGCACAAAUUCUAUAGGUAGAACUGGUAGUGAACCUGUGGAUAAUAUUCCCUCGAAGAGGUCAUCAUUGUCCAGUGAUGCCGGAGGUCUUCCCCUUGAUGUUCUUGCUUCUAUGGCUGAUGCAAACGGACAAAUUUCUGCAGCAAUUAUGGAGCGCCUUACGGCAGCUGCUGCAGCGGAACCUUAUGAAUCUGUUCGAUGUGCAUUUGUAUCUUAUGGUAGCUGUGCUUUAGAUCUAUUGGAGGGUUGGAAGUACAGGAGUAGGUUGUGGUAUGGUGUUGGCCUUCCCUCAAAAGCAACAGCUUUUGGUGGUGGAGGAAGUGGCUGGGAAUCUUGGAAUGCUGUUCUGGAAAAAGACUCAAAUGGAAACUGGAUUGAACUUCCAUUAAUGAAGAAAUCCAUAGCGAUGCUUCAAGCACUUCUGUUGGAUGAAUCUGGAAUUGGCGGUGGUCUCGGUAUUGGUGGUGGAUCUGGAACUGGAAUGGGAGGAAUGACAGCACUUUACCAGUUGUUGGACAGUGAUCAGCCAUUUUUAUGCAUGCUCCGGAUGGUUCUUGCAGCAAUGAGGGAGGAUGACAACGGUGAAGAUGACAUAUUUAUGAGGAACAUUAGCAUUAAGGACGGCAUUUCUGAAGGAUUAAUUUAUCGUAGUGGGAACCUCAUGCCAUUUGAUAGUAGCAAUCGUUUGCCAGCAAGGAAACCCCGCUCAGCACUUCUUUGGAGUGUACUUGCACCAAUACUGAACAUGCCAAUAUCUGAAUCCAAGAGACAGAGGGUUUUGGUUGCAUCUUGCAUUUUGUUUUCAGAGGUCUGGAAUGCCAUUGGAAGGGAUAGAAAACCUGUCAGAAAACAGUACGUCGAAGCCAUUUUGCCACCUUUUGUUGCUAUUCUCAGGCGUUGGCGACCACUUUUGGCUGGUAUACAUGAAUUUACUUCCUCGGAUGGUCAAAAUCCCCUCAUUGUCGAUGAUCGGGCUUUGGCUGCUGAUGCACUGCCUCUUGAGGCUGCUGUUUCAAUGAUGUCACCUGGUUGGGCUGCUGCUUUUGCAUCACCUCCUGCUGCAAUGGCACUAGCAAUGAUUGCUGCUGGUGCUGCUGGUGGGGAAGUUGUUGUAACACCUAUUAAAAAUACACCGCUUAGGCGUGAUACGUCCCUAUUUGAGCGAAGGCAAACUAGACUACAUACCUUUUCAAGCUUUCAAAAGCCUCCUGAAACAGCAAACAAGUCUCCACCUGUCCCAAAAGACAAAGCAGCUGCAAAAGCUGCUGCUUUGGCUGCUGCACGUGAUCUCGAACGAAAUGCUAAGAUAGGUUCUGGAAGAGGUCUUUGUGCUGUAGCAAUGGCUACUUCAGCACAAAGGAGAAGUCAAAGUGAUUCUGAGCGUGCCAAGCGAUGGAAUAUUUCUGAAGCCAUGGGUGCUGCUUGGAAUGAAUGCCUUCAAUCAGUUGAUUCAAAAACAGUUUCAGGGAGAGACUUCUCUGCACUCUCAUAUAAAUAUGUUGCAGUGCUUGUAGGAAGUUUUGCUUUAGCAAGAAACAUGCAGCGGGGUGAGAUGGAUAGGCGACUACAAGUUGAGAUAUUGGAUAAGCACCACUUAUCCAUUGGUAAUCGGGCAUGGAGAAAACUUCUUCACCGUUUGAUAGAGAUGAGUGGACUUUUUGGACCUUUUGGAGACUCCCUAUGUAACCCUAAGCAUGUCUUUUGGAAGUUGGAUUUCACAGAAAGUUCUUCUAGGAUGAGACAAUACUUGAAAAGAGACUAUAAUGGUUCUGACCAUCUAGGUGCAGCUGCUGAUUAUGAAGAUCGAUUGCAAAUCAAACUUGGUGAAGAAUCAAAUGUACAUGAAGAAAAUAAUCAAGAUGCUUCACUAAGUAAAAACUUCGCUUCCAAUGCUUCCAUGAUAAUGGCAGAGGCAAUAUCUUUGGAAGAAAGAAAUGAGGAUGAUGAGCAAAUGGAUACUGCAAUUAGUGAGAGCAAUAACAAUAAUCAACAGAAAGAAUCUUUCACUACUGAAAAGGGUUCAAUAGAUCCUAGAAGUUCUGGAACUUCUAAUGAUCAUAGUUUGGUUCAGUCCACUUUUGUGGAUUCCCCUGGUUAUGUGCCUAGUGAAUCUGAUGAAAGAAUUAUUGCUGAACUUCCAUCGCUAAUGGUUCGGCCACUAAAGGUUGUGCGAGGAACCUUCCAGGUAACGACCAAGAGAAUUAAUUUCAUUAUAGAUGAGCGAACCAGUGAUGCUUCCUUAGAGGAUGGGGUGGGUGCUUCUAGUCAAUGUAAUGAGCAGGAGAAGGAUCGAAGCUGGUUGAUCUCAUCUAUUCAUCAAAUGUUUAGCAGAAGAUAUCUUCUUAGAAGGAGUGCUUUAGAACUGUUCAUGGUUGAUCGUUCAAACUUUUUUUUUGAUUUUAUGAGUACUGAAGGGCGCAAAAAUGCUUAUCGUGCAAUCGUUCAAUCUCGUCCUCCUCAUUUAAACAACGUCUAUCUUGCUACACAAAGGCCUGAACAAAUUCUUAAAAGAACUCAGCUCACAGAACGUUGGGCACGCUGGGAGAUUAGCAAUUUUGAGUAUCUAAUGGAACUAAACACCCUGGCUGGGCGGAGUUACAAUGACAUCACACAGUAUCCUGUUUUCCCCUGGAUUCUAGCAGAUUAUUCUUCUAAGACACUGGAUCUUGAGGAUCCUGCAACAUACAGAGAUCUUUCAAAGCCUGUUGGAGCGUUAAAUCCUGAAAGACUAAAGAAGUUCCAAGAGAGGUACUCCAGUUUUGAUGAUCCUGUCAUCCCCAAAUUCCACUAUGGCUCUCAUUAUUCUAGUGCGGGAACGGUUUUGUAUUACCUUGUUAGAGUGGAGCCAUUUACCACUCUUUCUAUUCAACUACAAGGUGGCAAAUUUGACCAUGCUGAUCGUAUGUUUUCUGAUAUUAGUGGUACUUGGGAUGGUGUACUUGAAGAUAUGAGUGAUGUGAAAGAGUUGGUUCCAGAAAUGUUUUACCUCCCUGAGGUACUAGUCAAUGUGAAUUCCAUUGAUUUUGGAACAACUCAACUUGGAGGAAAAUUGGAUUCUGUGAAAUUACCUCCUUGGGCUGAUAGCCCUGUUGAUUUCAUCCAUAAGCAUCAUAUGGCUCUUGAAAGUGAGCAUGUAUCUUCUCACUUACAUGAGUGGAUUGACCUCAUUUUUGGAUACAAGCAGCGUGGUAAUGAAGCUGUGGAAGCAAAUAAUGUUUUUUUCUAUAUUACAUACGAAGGGACAAUUGAUAUCGACAAAAUCGAAGACCCAGUACAAAGACGUGCUACCCAAGACCAGAUUGCAUAUUUUGGGCAAACACCAUCUCAAUUGUUGACCGUUCCACAUUUAAAGAAAAGACCCUUGGCUGAUGUUCUACACCUACAGACCAUAUAUCGCAAUCCAAAUGGGAUUAGACCUUAUGCAGUUCCAAAUCCAGAUCGCUGUAAUGUUCCUGCCGGUGCAAUUUUUGCAUCACCUGACUCUGUAGUAGUUGUGGAUACAAAUGCACCUGCAGCAUAUGUGGCACUGCACAAAUGGCAACCAAAUACUCCCGAUGGCCAUGGAACACCUUUCCUGUUUCAACACGGUAAGGCUGCUGCUAGUUCAACUGGUGGUGCGCUCAUGCGCAUGUUCAAAGGACCUGGUCCAUCUGGUACAGAUGACUGGCAAUAUCCUCGGGCUUUAGCUUUUCCAGCAUCUGGAGUGCAAAGCUCAGCAAUUGUUGCAAUCACAUGUGACAAAGAGAUCAUCACCGGUGGGCAUUCUGAUAACUCCAUCAAGUUGAUCUCCUCUGAUGGGGCCAAAACGAUUGAAACUGCUGCUGGGCAUUGUGCACCUGUGACCUGUCUUUCCCUUUCAAAUGACAGCAACUAUCUUGUCACGGGUUCUCGAGACACAACUGUUAUAAUUUGGAGAAUACACCGUGUUUCUCCUUCAAAUGCAAAGAAUGUAUCAGAAUCUACCCCAACAGCAAUUAGUCCUGCAGGUGGUAGCGAUCCAAAUAGUACACUAGACACUAGCAGAAGGCAUCGGAUUGAAGGCCCCAUGCAUGUAUUAAGAGGUCAUCUUGGAGAGAUAAUCUCCUGUUCUGUUUGUUCUGACCUAGGUGCUGUUGCUUCCUGCUCAAAUGCUUCCGGCGUUAUCCUACAUUCUUUGAGGAGAGGUCGAUUGAUAAAGAAGCUAGAUAUUAAGGAGGCACAUAUUGUCUGCCUCUCAUCUCAAGGAGUUCUAUUAAUUUGGAAUAAGAUCAAGAAAAGUCUAUCCACCUUUACAGUCAAUGGGAUACCGAUUGCUACAACAGUUAUAUCACCUUUCUCUGGCAGAAUCAGUUGCAUUCAGAUUUCUGCUGAUGGGGAAAAUGCUUUAAUUGGGACAUCAUCUUGUACAAAUGAUACUACUAAAGAUGACAUUGUCGCAGAAAAUAACAAUAUGGAGUUAGACAGAACUGACGUUUCUAAUGAAAACACAGAGGACAGAAUAGCAGUUCCUGUUCCUUCAAUUGCUUUCCUAAAUUUGCAUACCCUGAAGGUUUUUCAUACUUUGGUUUUGGAACGAAGUCAAGACAUCACUUGCAUAGGUCUGAACAAGGAUAGCACCAACCUUUUAGUAUCAACAGCAGAUAAACAGCUGAUAGUUUUCACAGACCCUGCUUUGAGCUUGAAGGUAGUGGAUCACAUGCUUCGGCUUGGUUGGGAAGGUGAUGGUCUGCUUCAAUCAUGAGCGGUUGAUUCUUUUCGACGCAUGAUUCUUGACCUCUUGUGGCUUUCGGCCAGCCAUCGACCAACCAUAUGUGUUGUGAAACACAUUGUGCAAAUAGUAGGAUAGCAGAAUAUUGAAACAUUGUGCAGAAGAGAGGAUGCAGAGUUGUCUAUUUUUCUUCAUUCUGUAUAUGAUCUUAUUGUUUUAUAGAUGAAAUCAGUUUUGAGGUUUUUCUCCUCCUCUUU